UGGCUAUCAAUCACCUGGGCCAUUCUGGUCCUCCCAGUUGCAGAGAGCAAGAAAGGGAGAGGGGAUAGAAGAGAAGAUGGCGUGGGACCUGCAGCCUUGCUCAUUCCUUUCUCUGCUAGGGAUGAUAUCCGUGUUGUUGUCUCUCUACAUGUCCAUUGUUGUUCCACAGAUCCUGGACCCUGAGUUUGGAACAACAAGCCCUCCAAAGAAGAAACCAGACCCAGUUACAUCAGAAACUGUUGUUUUCUGGGGGCUUCGGUUAUGGCAAGUCAUUGGAGUUUUUUCACUGUUCGUUUUGGCAGUUAUAAUCACAUUGUGUUGCAUCUUCAAAUGUCGAAUCCCAAGAACGAAAAAGGAGAUUGAGGCACGCUUUGCACAACGACAAGCAGCUAAAAAGUACGCUGAUACACUGGAAACAGUACCUCCGCUAAAUGAACUGACAGACAUACCCGGAGGCUCCUCUGAUUCUGCCUCCCUUCCGACCAUCUCUGGUCAGAUCCAGUCGAGGAGCAACAACCCUCUUCCUGUAGUGAAAGAGGAGGAUGAGAUGGCUCUUCACUGAAACUAUGUGCCAGGCUGCCUUUCUUGUGUUCCUCCCUCUUCUGCUCCCUGACUCUUCUUCUUCCAGGCAGUGGCUAGGAAGACUUUAUUUGGAAGCACAAAGGGGGAAAUGGAGGGUUUCCUGUUUCAGAAACUCCAGAUGGAGUGUCAUUUCAUUUUUUAAAAUAAAUAAUAGUACAUUUUAGCAACAUUUUUUUUUUUUUUUUUAACAGUAGUAUUAAUGGUUUUAUUGAUACACUGAGAAGUGUCUUUGGUAAUGUCAGUCAAGCUAUUGUCAAGAUUUUAGUAAUACUGGAUUUCUUAGAAUUCAGAUUUUAAAGUGUUUGUGAUUGAUUGUAGUGUUGCUAGUUUAUAAGUAGCCAGCACACCUGCCUAUUCAACCAGCAUACGUGGUAUGUUUCGGACACUUUGUUUGGUACACUUUUAAAAUAUUUAUCUGAGCCCCAAGAAAACUAUUAAACUCUAAUGUUGGGAGUAUAGACUUCUGAAAAUGAGCAUGUUUGAGGAAGGCUUUCUGUUGUAAAUGUGUGAUACUGGGUGUUAUGUGUUAGACCUUGUGGGCCAUUGAUAAUAAAUAUAUAUGAAUCCCACCCCUUUCCUGACUACCUACCGACCUACAUAC
Polyodon spathula (Mississippi paddlefish) is the source of this 1183-nucleotide messenger RNA. It is a transcript of the gene tmie, whose product is annotated as transmembrane inner ear. The transcript has 4 exons. NCBI's taxonomy places the organism in Eukaryota, Metazoa, Chordata, Actinopteri, Acipenseriformes, Polyodontidae. The coding region runs from base 77 to 562 and encodes 161 amino acids. The record is from RefSeq and is a predicted model, not a curated record.